Molecule: messenger RNA, 1858 nt
Organism: Prunus dulcis (almond)
Lineage: Eukaryota; Viridiplantae; Streptophyta; Magnoliopsida; Rosales; Rosaceae
Product: tRNA (adenine(37)-N6)-methyltransferase
Exons: 9
Coding region: 235-1068 (277 amino acids)
Source: RefSeq, a predicted model, not a curated record
ACUAUACCCCUAAUACUUAGGGUUAGAAAAAGCGGGGGAGAUUUAGUUUAAUAGGUCUUGGCGGGUGCUAACUAAUUAAGGCACUCAAAACAUUUCUCUCCUUAGGCUAAUCAAACAGAGUUGGACAGCAGCCAGCGCUAAGCAGCUGAGAGAGUUCCAUAAUUUCAACCUACAACUCUGGUUUAGCGAAUGCAUUUUCAAACCCAAAAGAAGUUAUUUUAGCAGUGAGAAUCGAUGGGCUACAGCACAGAAUCAAAAUGGUUAACAGCCACCAUAACCUUUGCGCUCGCAGCUCUCUCCGCCUCCACUGCCUUUUCUUUGUAUUUUUGGAAAAGAAAAUCGAGGGAUUUGGAUUCCAAGAUUGGAGAGCUCGAGAAAUCUCUCAAGGCCUCCUUAGACAAUUGUGCUGCUGAAAGGCAAGGCCGAAUUCGGGCUCAGCAGGCUUUGAGGAAAGCACUAACGCAACCAAAGUUGGAUAAUGUGGAGCUGACUUCUUACCCCAUGGCACCUAUUGGUGUCAUACAGUCAUGCUUCUCUACCAGGAAUGGGACGCCCAGGCAACCUGUACUUGUGCCUCUCUCGAGGGCCUGUUUGAUCUUUAAUACAGCUCGUGUUCCUCCAGCAUCACUUGAGGGUCUUGGAGAAUAUUCUCACUGCUGGGUUAUAUAUGUUUUCCAUCAAAAUACAAAUCUAGAGAAGCUUUGGAAAGAUCCAACUAAGUCAAAGUUCAAGGCCAAGGUAAGAGUGCCAACACUAAACGGUGAAAGGAAGGGACUCUUUGCAACAAGAUCUCCACACAGGCCAUCCCCCAUUGGACUCAGUGUUGCCAAGGUGGAGGCUGUACAAGGGCAUAUGCUUCUACUCUCUGGUGUGGAUUUGGUUGAUGGGACACCUGUACUCGAUGUCAAACCUUAUAUUCCCUACUGCGACAACAUCCAAGGAGCAAGAGUGCCAAAGUGGUUAGCGGCGGACAGUAUAUUAGCAGUAGCUUCUGUUGGUUUCUCUGAGGUGUUCACUUCCACACUUGCUGAUUGCUGGGAAAUGGCAAACUCGAGGUCGAGGCGCUGAAUCUAGUGGAGGAUAAGACCACAAUAAUCAAACUCUAGAAGAUCCAACAACUCAUCAUCCUGUGAGAUCCUCAUCCUACCUGGGGAUAAUCAAUAAGACUGCUAUAUUUUGUCUUCCAUCAAUCUAGGUUCUUAACUUGCAUUUGUUCAAAAUCCCUGUGGGAGUUCUUAGCAGAUCAUGCAUAUCUGGGUUGGUAGAUGUCCACUUCCUUUUUUCACUCCCUGCACGGUUGUGAAAGGUUUGUCAACUCAAGAUUUAAUGAUUGUUAAUCUUGUCCGUUGUAAUUUUACAAAUUUGAUAGAUUGGUUGCGUUAUCCUUAGUCAUCUUAUGCUUCUUCAGGGAAGAUCUCUAUUAAACGCAUACUUUUGUUGAAUGCAGAGUGUGUAUAACUAAAAGUUCAUUGAUAGUAUAAGGUUUAUUGUUGCUUAUGAAGAGAAAAUAACUAAAAUAGCAUGCUCUUUUCUACUCUAAAUAAUUAGCCAUGAAAAUCUUCUGUUUAGAAAUGUUAUUCCUUUGUCUUCAAAACAGUUCAAAAAUUAACCACAUUAACUGGACAAGAGUAGAAAGGCGAGUUGUGCCAGUCCUUACAAAGGCUUUCCAGAAUCUCAGAAGUAUGAAGCACCAAUUCCUAUGCUUAAGCUUUCAUUCUAUCUGUAUUUGGUUUGUUGCAGGGAAAUAAUUCACUCUAUGCUUCACCAGACGAGUUCCAAAACUUGAUAAAGCAGGUGCUUUCAUGGGAUAUUAGAUCAUUGGCUCAACGAAAUCGACCUCAUGAUUCCUUCAUUAACU